Schizosaccharomyces cryophilus OY26 is the source of this 1493-nucleotide messenger RNA. Its product is annotated as cyclin pho85 family protein. Gene Ontology annotation, molecular function: cyclin-dependent protein serine/threonine kinase regulator activity; protein kinase binding. Lineage: Eukaryota; Fungi; Ascomycota; Schizosaccharomycetes; Schizosaccharomycetales; Schizosaccharomycetaceae. Gene Ontology annotation, biological process: regulation of cyclin-dependent protein serine/threonine kinase activity. Gene Ontology annotation, cellular component: nucleus; cyclin-dependent protein kinase holoenzyme complex. The coding region runs from base 28 to 912 and encodes 294 amino acids. The transcript has a single exon. The record is from RefSeq and is a predicted model, not a curated record.
GCCAACUAUUACUAUUAGCUCAGCUCUAUGACACUGGCAUGUACGCUUUUAACAUCUGAACAAGAUUUAUCAAAUAUAAAGGAACAUGUAGACAUAUCGACGUUUAACCAAGAGUAUUUACUGGAAAUAUUGUCGACGUUUCUUUUGCGGUUAACGCGUUUGAAUGACAAACGACAGGAAGGAAAAGACCCUAAUGAAGUACCUUUUUCAGCGACAAGUUUAAAGAAUCCAAGCUUGGUAUUUUCAGCUAAAAAUGUUCCAUCGAUUUCGAUUCAUGCUUAUUUGCAACGCAUCCUAAAAUACUGCCCGGCAACGAAUGAUGUAUUUUUAAGUGUCCUAAUUUAUCUUGACCGUAUUGUACGGACUUUUAAUUUCUCUUUUUUGAUUAAUAGUUUCAAUGUUCAUCGGUUUUUAAUCGCUGGCUUCACUGCUGGCAGCAAAUUUUUUAGCGAUGUCUUUUAUACCAACAUCCGGUACUCCAAAGUCGGUGGAAUCCCCGUGCAGGAAAUGAAUCAUUUGGAGCUUUGUUUUUUCCUUUUUAACGAGUUUAACUUGUUUAUUACUCUUGAAGAUCUUCAAUCCUAUGCAGAUUUGUUGGUCUACUGGUACUCAAACCGUACCUAUCCCUCCCCAGUAUCCUCAUUGUCGCCUUCCACAGGCAAUCCCGUGUAUCCUGUCCCCUCUCCCCCUAGUCCUCAUUAUGUCGGUUCUCCUUCACAGACAGACUCCUCGACACAUCCUCCUUCAUCAACGUUUCCAGCAUCUCCCGGAUACAAGGGCACGGACCAGACUCAAUCUUCCAACGCACCACAACAACAAAUGCAGCAACGUGAAACAACUCCCAUAUACUCAGAAUCUCCUCGUCGACCUACUGUGGAUCAUAAACUGUUGUCAUCCCAUUCAAUAGGUUAAACAUUUUUUGUCACGGUUCCCAAACUUUCUAUCACCAUGAAAAGAAUUCAUUGUUUUUGGUGUUGUUGUUUGUAUCGUUUCUAUAACUUUGUUCGCUUUCAUAUACCUUUUCACCUUUCGUUUUCCUUCUUUCUACCUGCCCAUUGUACAUUUGUCUUUUUGUUGUUCUGUCCUCUCCUGUCAUGGCCGAUCUGUAUAGUUGUUUGGAAGAUUCAAAAAUGUUGUCCUAUGAUUUAAGCUCUGUUUUUUGUUUUCCGUUACAUAUUCCUUACUUUCUUCCCCCUUCAACCGCUCUCUUUCUUCAGAGCUAGCCCUUUAUGUUAUAAGAAUUUUUUACUGUACUAGAAGCUGAUAUCGUUAUUUAUGAAUUACGCUAUUCCUUCGAAUGCCAUUUGUAGGAUAACACACCACACUCUAGUUUCUUAUUCUUUAGAAAUACUGAAGUCAUCAGGGAACUUUUCAUUUUUCCUUAACGCCAUAUUCCCUUGCUUGUUUAUUCCAGCGAUUCUUUGUAUUUUCUUAGUGUUUCUAUAUAUACGCACUAUUUCUUUUUCUUUAUUUAAUAUACUUGAGGCCUGAUU